AUGCAUUCCCUUCCCUCCUCGACCGAGACUCUCACGUUACAUCUCGCGAUAUUGAUCUGCGAAGUUCUCCCGCCGCCCGUCUCCUGCCUGCGCGGUCCCUUUGAUCAGAUCUUUCAAGAUUUCUUCGACCGCGGGGCGAAACGGUUGUCGGAGAACAACCAUAACGAACAGUGUCCCGGCGGCGCCAAGAAGCAGAUCCAGGUGAGAACGACGCCCUACAACGCCACGGCGGGGCAGUUGCCGGAGGCAGAGGCGUUGGAAGAGCUCGAUGGACUGGUCGUCACGGGCAGUUCGGCGGGGGCGUAUGAGGAUAUUGAAUGGGUUAAAAAACUAGGGGGCUUCUUGCAAGGUUAG
Molecule: messenger RNA, 354 nt
Organism: Cladophialophora bantiana CBS 173.52
Lineage: Eukaryota; Fungi; Ascomycota; Eurotiomycetes; Chaetothyriales; Herpotrichiellaceae
Exons: 1
Coding region: 1-354 (117 amino acids)
Source: RefSeq, a predicted model, not a curated record